UCUUGUUUGAACAAGGCAAAUAAAAAAACAUGGCGCGCUCCACAAAGACUAAAUUCUAAUAAAACGUUACUAGGUCAGCUAAGGUUUUCACACGUUUUGCUUGAAUUUUCCUCGAAGUGCAAGGUAUGUUGUUUGAGAACUGACGUAAACUAAAAGUAGGUCAUCGCAUCAAAUAUGUCUGACGACGAAGAUGUGCCCGUGGCCAAGAGGUCCAAAAUUCAUUAUGGAACUCUUGAGGCGAGGCUAAGAGAGGAGGAGAGCAAGGGGGCCAUUCAGGCUGGAAUUGAGUCUGGCAACAUCAGCAUUGCAUCAGGGGAGACGUUUGACCUCGAAGAGCAUGUAAGCGAACAGCGACUUGAGCUUCUCGCUGAAUUCGAAAGGAGAAAAAAGCUUCGACAAAUCACUGUAUCCACCGAUGACGCCCAAGUCAAGGCUCAGCUCAGGCAGAGAGGAGAGCCAAUAUGUAUAUUUGGGGAGGAUAAGGCAGACAGGAGGGAGCGUUUACGUCAGUUGCUGGCAAUGAUAGGGGACGACGAGUUAAUUCGACAGCAGGACGAAGAACUAGAACGAGAGAAGAAGAAAAAAGAGGAAGAGCAGACCACAUGGUACCACGAGGGACCGGACAGCCUCAAGAGGGCCAGACUAUGGAUUGCGGAAUACUCCUUACCAAGGGCAGAGAAGAGAAUACAAGAAGCCAAGCUGGCGAAGAACGUCCCAGAAUCCAAGAGGAAUGCUAAGACCCAGGAACUACACCGGCAUAUUAGGUCGCUUACAGCAAUAGCAAGCCAGAUUGGGGAUACGCGUCCUAUUUCUUACUGUCAGUUCAGUCCCAACUCUAAACUCCUAGCCACUUCAUCGUGGAGUGGACUCAUCAAGUUGUGGUCUGUCCCAGAGCUGAAAGAAAUCAGAACUCUCAGAGGGCACAACCACAAUGUCGGUGCCGUAGUGUUCCAUCCGCAAGCCACGUUAUCCUUAGAUGACGCUGCUUGCUGUAUGGCAUCCUGUGCUGCUGAUGGCAGUGUCAAGCUCUGGAAUCUACAGAGUGAUGAGCCAGUUGCAAACAUUGAGGGUCACGCUUCAAGAGUAGCACGUCUGGCUUAUCAUCCGUCAGGGAGGUUUCUGGGAACAACCUGUUUUGACAUGUCUUGGCGUCUUUGGGAUCUGGAAGCACAAGAGGAGAUUCUCCACCAAGAAGGGCACAGCAGGGCGGUGUACUCCAUUGCCUUCCAGGGUGAUGGCUCACUGUGUGCCACGGGUGGUAUGGAUGCGUUUGGGCGGGUCUGGGACCUGAGAACUGGCCGAUGCAUCAUGUUUCUGGAGGGCCACCUCAAGUCUGUCCUGGAUGUCAACUUCUCCCCAAACGGUUACCACCUAGCAACGGCAAGCGAAGACCACUCAGUCAAGAUGUGGGAUUUGAGGCAGCGCAAGUGUGUCUACACAAUACCAGCCCACAACAACAUAGUCUCGGGAGUCAAAUUUCAGGGAUCUUCAGGGGACUACCUAAUCAGCUGCUCAUAUGACAACACAGCAAAGGUCUGGGCCCACCCCGGCUGGUCCCCCCUGAUCACAUUAGCAGGCCAUGACAGUAAGAUCAUGGCCGUGGAUAUCUCCAACAAUCAGCAGUACAUUGCCACGGCAUCCUUUGACCGAACCUUCAAGCUGUGGGCAUCUGAGUAGGGUAAACCAUUGUGAGCCGUGUUCGGCUGCUUCUCAGUAACAAAGUGUUAGUUAAGAUUUGGGACUGCCUUGUUUUUCCAGGAUUUUGAGUAAGAUCUGUCUGAAAGUAUGCCAGACGAUAUAACCAGAAACCUACAGAGCAUGAUCAGGCCAAC
This is a messenger RNA of Patiria miniata (bat star), 1832 nucleotides long. It is a transcript of the gene prpf4, whose product is annotated as U4/U6 small nuclear ribonucleoprotein Prp4-like. Gene Ontology annotation, molecular function: U4 snRNA binding; U6 snRNA binding; protein binding. The transcript is spliced from 16 exons. The record is from RefSeq and is a predicted model, not a curated record. Gene Ontology annotation, biological process: mRNA splicing, via spliceosome. Gene Ontology annotation, cellular component: U4/U6 x U5 tri-snRNP complex. NCBI's taxonomy places the organism in Eukaryota, Metazoa, Echinodermata, Asteroidea, Valvatida, Asterinidae. Bases 175 to 1677 code for a protein of 500 amino acids.